CAAAAAGAGUCAAUGGAUAAAAAAGAAAAAGAAUAAAAUUGAAGAAAGGACUGUCCACCGACCCACACGCUUUUCUAAUUUUAACGCAAUACAAAUCCCACAUCGGCCACCGCCAAUUUCCUCCUCCAGAUUCAAAUACACAUUCUCGUUUUUUGCUCCGCCGCCGUCUCCGUCGCUUUUUUUUUUCUUUUUUUUUUUUUUUUUAAUUUUCUUCUUUCUUUCUCUGAUUGUUUAUCAAUCAAUUAAUCAAUAGCAUUGUGUUCGUCAUUUGUGAAAUCCCCGGCCGAUAAUGGCUGCACUAGCAGUUGAGCAGCUUAAUCAAUUACGAGACAUUUUUGCACGAUUUGACAUGGAUUCAGAUGGAAGUCUUACAAUUCUUGAAUUAGCAGCAUUGCUUCGAUCUCUUGGUUUGAAGCCAUCCGGUGAUCAAAUCCAUGUUCUUCUUGCUAAUAUGGAUUCAAACGGUAAUGGAUCUGUUGAGUUUGAUGAAUUGGUGACAGCGAUUAUGCCGGAUUUCAACGAAGAGGUAAUGGUAAAUCAAACGCGACUUCUGGAGGUUUUCCGUUCGUUCGAUCGAGAUGGGAAUGGAUAUAUCACAGCGGCGGAACUGGCGGGAUCUAUGGCGAAAAUGGGACAGCCAUUGACGUACAGAGAAUUAACGGAGAUGAUGAAGGAAGCAGAUACGGAUGGCGAUGGAGUUAUUAGCUUCAAUGAAUUUGCAUCUGUAAUGGCUAAAUCUGCCGCUGAUUUUCUAGGGCUUGCAAUUUCUUGAGCGAAUUAGGUCAGAAUUGUUUCUCCUUCUUCUUCUUCCUCUUCUUCUUCUUCUUCUUCUUCUUCUCUUCAAUUUGAAAGUGUAAUAUAAUUAUCAAAAGUUUUCCCUCACUCUUAUCUAAUCAACAAACACCAACCCCCCGCCCCACCAUCAUCUUAGAAUUUUCCAUUAACUUAGCGUUUGAUCAUCCUAACAAACUUCCGAACUUUUUCUUUCCCAUUUAAAUCUCUAUUCACUUUGUUUAUACGUUGUAAUAAAUUUUCCCUCCAUAUUAACUUUUUAAAAGACAGAUACCAAUAAAGCUGUU
Molecule: messenger RNA, 1079 nt
Organism: Cucumis melo (muskmelon)
Lineage: Eukaryota; Viridiplantae; Streptophyta; Magnoliopsida; Cucurbitales; Cucurbitaceae
Product: probable calcium-binding protein CML15
Exons: 1
Coding region: 290-772 (160 amino acids)
Molecular function (GO): calcium ion binding; enzyme regulator activity
Source: RefSeq, a predicted model, not a curated record